CAGAGCAAUCUCCAGAAAACAGCAUGUCUCCUUUGCUCUUUGGUGCUGGGCUGGUGGUCCUGAACCUAGUGGCCUCUGUGAGAAGCCAGAAGACAGAACCCCUCAGUGGCUCCAGGGACCAGCCACUCUUCCGUGGAGCUGAUCGUUAUGAUUUUGCCAUCAUGAUCCCACCGGGAGGCAUAGAAUGCUUUUGGCAGUUUGCCCACCAGACUGGAUAUUUCUAUUUCAGCUAUGAGGUUCAGCGGACACUGGGAAUGUCACAUGACCGGCAUGUUGCUGCUACUGCACAUACCCCACAAGGUUUCCUGAUAGAUACCUCCCAGGACGUUCGGGGUCAGAUUAACUUCUAUACCCAAGAGACAGGUUUUUAUCAGCUUUGUCUAGGAAACCAGCAAAACCACUUUGGUUCUGUACAAGUGUAUCUAAACUUUGGAGUCUUCUAUGAGGGGCCUGAGAUGGACCACGAAGAGAAGAAUGAAAGAAAACAACUGAAUGAUACUCUGGAUGCAAUUGAGGACAGUACUCAAAAGGUGCAGAACAAUAUCUUUCACAUGUGGCGAUACUACAACUUUGCCCGGAUGAGGAAAACGGCCGACUUUUUCCUUCUCCAGUCUAACUAUAACUACGUGAACUGGUGGUCGACAGCCCAGAGCCUUGUUAUUGUUCUUUCUGGAAUCCUGCAGCUAUAUUUCUUGAAACGUCUCUUCAAUGCUCCAGCAACUACUCAGACAAACAAGCCGAGAUGCUAAGCUAGGAAGACUACAGCACCUGUCUCUUUUCUUCUGAG
Orycteropus afer afer is the source of this 787-nucleotide messenger RNA. RefSeq names its product transmembrane p24 trafficking protein 6 (gene TMED6). Gene Ontology annotation, biological process: endoplasmic reticulum to Golgi vesicle-mediated transport; Golgi organization; intracellular protein transport. The record is from RefSeq and is a predicted model, not a curated record. Gene Ontology annotation, cellular component: Golgi apparatus; endoplasmic reticulum; endoplasmic reticulum-Golgi intermediate compartment. Lineage: Eukaryota; Metazoa; Chordata; Mammalia; Tubulidentata; Orycteropodidae.